Molecule: messenger RNA, 3724 nt
Organism: Apis cerana (Asiatic honeybee)
Lineage: Eukaryota; Metazoa; Arthropoda; Insecta; Hymenoptera; Apidae
Gene: lute
Product: BTB/POZ domain containing protein 3 lute
Biological process (GO): neurogenesis
Cellular component (GO): cytosol
Molecular function (GO): protein binding
Source: RefSeq, a predicted model, not a curated record
CAGAUCGAAAUUUGCGUUUUUGAGAAACACCCGAUAUAUGGACGCGCGUGCCCUAAGUUGCCUAUCGACCGAAGUACAGAACUAUCUAACCAGCGCCCGUCUGACAUGGUGUCCAUAUAACUGAAAUCCAAAAUCGUUCUGUGUUAUAAUUUAAGAAAAAACGGGCAUCAAGUUUAAAAAGUGACAAUGGCCAUGUCAAAUCUUUAUUCGAAAAUAUCAACGAAGCCGAUGAAACGCUUCCAAGACAACGUCACAGUUAAACAGACUAAUCCAUGGUUAAAUGCGGAAUCGCUGAUUCCUGUAUCAGAUUCACCACCUACUGUAAGCCCAUUAUCUUCUUCCAUUGUAUUACAACGUGAAGGGACAAUAAACCAACCACUAAGUGCACCUGCAUCACCAUUGUCUUCCUUAUCAUCUCCAUUAGCACAAUUAAAUUUAUCAUCACCUGAAGACUGUACACAAGAUCCUAAUUGGCAAGCAACAAAACCUACAGUUCGUGAACGAAAUGCUGCCAUGUUUAACAAUCAUUUGAUGGCUGAUAUUAUAUUUAUUGUUGGUAGUCCAGGUCAUACACAAACUAUACCAGCACAUAAGUAUGUUUUAGCUACUGGUAGUUCUGUAUUUUAUGCUAUGUUUUAUGGUGGAUUAGCAGAGAACAAAAGAGAUAUAGAAGUACCAGAUGUUGAACCUGCUGCUUUUCUUGCUCUAUUAAGGUAUAUGUAUUGUGAUGAAGUACAAUUAGAAGCUGAUACAGUAUUAGCAACACUUUAUGUUGCUAAAAAGUAUAUAGUCCCUCAUUUAGCAAGAGCAUGUGUUAAUUAUUUAGAAACAAGUUUAACAGCAAAAAAUGCAUGUUUACUUUUAAGUCAAUCUCGUUUGUUUGAAGAACCAGAUCUUAUGCAACGUUGCUGGGAAGUUAUAGAUGCUCAAGCAGAAAUGGCACUAAGAUCAGAUGGCUUUGUGGAUAUUGAUAUUCAUACUCUUGAAUCAGUGCUUUCUCGAGAAACACUAAACUGUAAGGAAAUACAUGUUUGGGAUGCUGCAUUAAGAUGGGCUACUGCAGAAUGUAUACGACAAGAACUUGAACCUUCAUCAGCAAAUCAAAGACGUCUAUUGGGAUCUGCUUUGUAUUUAAUUAGACUUCCUGCUAUGAAUUUAGAAGAAUUUGCUAAUAGUGCUGCUCAAACUGGAAUUUUAACACAACAAGAAACAAUUGAUGUCUUCUUACAUUUUACUGCUAGUAAUAAACCUCAACUUUGUUUUCCUAUUAAACCUCGACAAGGUUUAAAAACUCAAGUAUGUCAUAGGUUUCAGUCAUGUGCAUAUAGAUCAAAUCAAUGGCGUUAUAGAGGCAGAUGUGAUUCAAUUCAAUUUAGCGUUGACAAAAGAAUAUUUGUUGUUGGUUUUGGAUUAUAUGGAAGCUCGUCUGGUGCUGCAGAUUAUAAUGUUCGCAUUGAACUUAAAAGAUUGGGAUGUGUUUUGUCUGAAAAUAGUACGAAAUUUUUUUCUGAUGGUUCGAGUAGUACUUUUCAUGUAUAUUUUGAGAAUCCAAUUCAAAUCGAACCAGAAUGCUUUUAUACAGCUAGUGUAAUAUUAGAUGGAGGAGAAUUGAGUUAUUUUGGUCAAGAAGGCAUGUCAGAAAUAACAGUUGGAAAUGUAAACUUUCAAUUUCAAUGUAGUUCGGAAAGUACGAAUGGUACUGGUGUACAGGGCGGACAAAUACCCGAAUUAAUUUUUUAUGGACCACCAGUAGAUGACUGAUGGAAAUUUAUUACAGAAAUAAUGGUUUAACUGAUGGUCUCUAAAAAUAUGUACCUUAACAUUGUUCAAUAUUUUAUAUAAUUGUUAAUUUACGUAUAAUUUUUAAAUCAAUGACGAAUUUUGUAUAAUAGAGACACUCUUAAAUAUCAAAUAUUUAUAUUUUAAAUUUAAUAUAGAAUCGUAAUAUGUGAAUAUUUCAUAAAAAAAGUUAAUUUUUUUUAUUAUAAUUUUAUAUCUUUUGUUAUUGUUAAUCUAAUAUUUAAAAAAUAAUAGUUUCUUUACUUAUAUUAAAUUUUUUGUUUUAUAAUACAUUAAAUGCAAAAUAUAAAUUAUUUCUUAAAAAUUUAUUUUUAUAAAACAAAAAUGUCAAAAAUAAAAUAUAAUACAUAAAAUAAUAUUUAUUUAUAUAUCAAAACUAAUAAUAAAACUAAAAAUUAUAAAAGAUAUUGUUUGGUAAUUAAUAAAAUAAAUGUAUUUAAAUUUAAAUUAGUUUUUUUAAAAUAAUAUUUUUUAUAGAAGAGAGUGUGUCUAUUACUAUUUUUACAUAUUCACGUGUUUUUAGUUUAUUUUUUUUUUUUUUUUUGAAAAAUUAUUUUUCGCAUAAUAAAUAUUUGAUGCAUUAUUUGUAAAUAUACAAGUGAAGAAUAUAAAAUAUUUGUUAGAUAACAUAUAGAAAAAAAAAUGUAAAGAUGAUCUUUAAAUUAAUAGAAAAUAAUUGAGAAAGUUAAUAAGUGCUAUUUAAAAGGAUUUGCUAUCUUUAAAAUUAUUGUUAAUAAUGAUAUAAAAAAAUAUACAAGGAUCAAUUAAUUUUUGAAUCUAUAUUGUUAUCACAAUUAAUUAAUUUUCAAUUGAAAAAAAUAUAAUAUGAAAUAAUUUAAAAUAAUUUAAAAUGAACAAUGUAUAGUGUCAUUUUAUGAAAAAAGAUUAUAUUGUUUUUACUUUUAUUCAAUGUAUUCGCGUAUUUUAGAACAUGCCACAAUUAAUGAAAAAUAAUUUUAAUCUAUGUAUAAUAUAAUAUUAUGAUUGAAACUGCCUAUGAAUAACAAUAUUUGUUUUCUAUUUAAUCAUUAUUUUAUUUUUUAUAUUAUGUCAAUAUAUAUUUUAUUUUUCUUUUUAACUUUUUAAGUAUUAAUAUAAUGCAAAAGAUAACUACUAAAUUAUUGAAAGAAAUAUUUAAGUAUAGAUCCUUAAAAUAAAAUAGCAUUUUUAUAUACAAUAUAAAAAUCACAAUAUUUCAUAUAAAUAUUUUAAGAUAUUUCAAACAUAUUUAUAUAAUUUUAUAAUUUACCCUAAUCUAAGUAAAAAAUAGAAAAAAAAUUCUACUAUAAUUUCAAGAUAAAAUAUAUACAAAUAUAUAAGUAAUUAUAUUAUAACUAUAAUUAUCAUUUUUUAUAAUAAACAUUAUGUUAUAUUCAAUAAUGCCAUAGAAUCUGGCAUCAAAUAUAGAAUAGUAACUACUAUUCAAAAAAGUACAAUGAAUUGCAAUAUUUCAAUAAUAAUAAAAUGUACAAAAUAAUGCCUUCCUAUUGUUAGCAUGAUUGGCAAGUGCCAAAAAAAAAAAUAAUAAUAAUAAAUAAAUUUUGAGUAUAAAUUAAGAUUGGCAUUUAAGAAAAAAGUGAAUAUCAAUUAUAUGUUUUAAAAUAAUACUAAAAUGUUCAAAUAAAAAAUUAAUUUGAAUUUAAAUUAUGCUAAUUUAUUAUUAAUAAAGUAAGAUAUUUAGUUUCAUUUUUUUAUUCUAAAUUUUCUAUUUAAAAUUAUUUAAUAUUAUAUAUAACAUAUAUUAAAGUAUGAAAAAUGUAGUUGAAAAUUUUUAUAUAAGCAAUAAAUCUAAAUAAAUAUCAGAAUCUUAUAUAGAAAUAGUGAUCUUAUAUUAUACUUAUAUCGUAAAUACUUUUGAACUAUUAUUAUAAUAGAAUUAACUGAUAUAUUACAUUAUUUCUAAAUAAACUGAAAAUAAAACAAA